AUGGCGGACACGGUCUCACUGCUGCUGCAGGGGCUGCGCUCUCCAGAGGCGGAGGCGCGGUCCGAGGCUCUCCACGCCUUGCGGGAGCUGGUCGGCCACGAGACGAUCGAGGCCGGCGCUCUGCCCGAGGAGGAGCGGACGUACGUGUCGGCCGUGCAGCAUGCACUGCCCGAGAUGCUCGGCUCGGCGCUGCCCUACGAGCGCGCGGGCGGCCUGCUCGUGAUCGACGUGCUGCUCGAGGCGGAGGCGGACGAGGACGAGGAGGCGGGCGCGCGGCUCGCGCGGCUGUGCGACUACCUCCGCCUCGCGGUGUCGCAGGCGACGCACGACGAGUCCGCCCUCGCCGCGUGCGCCGUGGUCCUCGGCCGGUGGGCCCGCGUGGGCGCCUCGCUCGCCGCCGACGCCGUCGACGCAGAGGCGCGGCGCGCGCUCGCCACGCUGCGCGAGGAGGGCGCGGCGGCGGCGCGGGCCGCCUCCGCAAGCCGGCGCGGGCGGCUGAUGGCGUCGGGCGGGCUCGGGGGCGGAGGAGGCAGAGAGCGCGCCUCGUCAAACUCCUCCGAGGCGCGGCUGCUCUGCGCAUCGCUGCUGCUGCGCGCGCUGGCCGAAAACACGCCUGCGCUCGUCUACUCACGGGCGGGUCUCGCGCUCCAGCUGCUGUGGACGCCGCUGCUGCACCCGGCGCAGCUGGUCCGGCGGGCGGCGGCGGCUGCGCUCUCCGCGCUCCUCGUCCUCGUCGCGUCGCGCCCGUCGCACUACACGACACACUCGUACACGGAGUUGCUCGACACCGCCGCCGGCCACCUCGCUCGGCACAGCAGCGCGCCGCCUGCGCACCUGCACGGCGCCCUCCUCGCCGCCUCUGCGCUGCUGCGGCACGGCAGCGCCGACUUCUCUCCCGCGGCGUACGACGUCGUCGCGUCGGCGCUGCCGCGGCUGCUGCCGCUACGCAAGGACGCGACGCUGCACGUGUGCGCGCUGCAGACCGUCGCAGAGCUCGCCGCGUCGCCCGCGUGCCGCGCCGAGGCGCGCCUAAUCGAUGCGCUGGGCGUGAGGACCGUGCGCGCCUUCGCGCCGAUGGUGCUCGCGUCGGUGAGCGAGGCGCUGCUGCGCGGCGGCGGCAGCAGCCGGCGCGGCGUCUGCCUAGAGUCGCUGCUGCCGCUGACGGCGCUGUGCAGCAAGCUCGGCGAGGAGUUCCGCCCGCAGGCCGCCGCGCUGCUCCCGUCCCUGCUGCUGCUCCCCCUCUCGGCCGAGCUCGCCGCCGCGCUCGCCGCGCUCGCCGCCGCCACGCCCUCCCUCUCCUCCCUCGUCCGGGCGCGACUCCUCGACCUCGCCUCAGAGCCGCUGUCCGGCCUCCCGUGGCAAGCCGCAACCGCCGCAGACACCGAGUCGGCGUCGCCUACGCCCGCCGGGUCCGCCUCCCUCCACGCCGCCGCCGCCGCCGCCGGCGCCGCUCCGCCGCACUUGCCCGCCACUCCUGUCGAGGAGGACGUGUCCGCGACGUGCGGCGCCGGCGGCGCUGGCGGCGGUUUGGGCGGCGGCGCGGCGCACCACGCGGCGCACCACGCGGCGCCGGCGCGAUCGCUGUCCGAGGCGGUGCUCUUCACCCUCGCAAGGCCGCACAACGGCCGCGCAGCAGCCUCCCCCUUCCGGGAGGUCGAGCUCCGCUUGAGAGACAAGCGGCGUGCGCCGCCGCUCUCCGACCUCCGGCGCGCCGCCUCCGGCCCUAUCGGUGACUCGCACCCUGAUCCCGUCUCCGCCGAGGCCGCCGCCGCCGCCGGCGGCGACAGCCGCCCGCUCUUCCGCGGCGCUCUCGCUCGCAUGGCCUCCACCUCGAUGCCGCUGCUGCCUCGCGCGCUGGUCGUGCGGCGCGGCUCUUGCGACGGCGGCGCCGGCUCAGCGAGCCCCGGCGGCGCACGAGGGAGCGGCGGGCAGAAGAGCGCGGGCGAUCUCGCGGAGGAGAUUUUGCUACUGGCGAUGCGGACUCUGGCGGCCGUCUCGGAGGGAGGGCUGCCGACGCUCGGCUUCGUGCUGCGGCACGUCGCGCCUCGCACGCUCGCCAGCUCCGCCACGCUGCGCCGCGAGGCAGCCCUCACCGUUGUCGCUGUGGUCUCUCGCACCGCCGCGGGCGGAGGCGGCGGCGGCGGCGGCGGCGGAGGAGGAGGAGGAGGAGGAGGUGGUGGCGGCGGCGGCGGCGGCGGCGGCGGUGGUGGUGGUGGUGGUGGAGGAGGAGGAGGAGGAGGUGGUGGUGGUGGAGGUGCGUGGUCCGGGCGGGCCAGCAGCGCGCGCACGACGCCCCCGCCGUUCGGGGGCGAGUUUGGCGACAGCUGCGGCGCCCGCGAUUUGGCCGCCAGCCUCGACGCGCCGGGGUGCGGCGAGGGAGGGCUCGGGCACGGCCACUGGUGCGAGGGCGCGCAUUCGGCCGGCCGCGGCUCCCUCUUUGACUCCUCGUCGAGCGGCGCCAGCUCCCUCGCCCGCUUCUCGCACCGAGGCAGCAGCGCCGGGGAGGAGGAGGCGGCCGCCACCGCCAACGCCGCCGACGGCGGCAGCGGCACCGGCGGGUGGGCCGCGUGGGCGUGCGGCGGCAGCGCGGACGGCUCUCCGCCUUCCUCUCCGGCGAGCGGGCUCGCGGCUGGAGCAGGCCGCCGCGGCGUGUGGACCGCAGAGGCAGAGACGGCGGCGGCCAUCCGCGCGACCCUCUUCCGCGCGCUCGGCGCGCCCGACACGCCCUUCCGCCGCGGCCUCGCCGAGCAGCGGCGGCUGCGCACCAUCGGGCUCGCGCUCCUCGACGAGUCGACCGAGGUGCGUCUGCUCGCCGUCCCCCUCGUCGGCUCGCUCUCCACGCUCAACCCCGCCGUCGCCCUACCGAUGCUCCGCCGGCUCCUCCUCACCUUGCGGCGCGAGCUCGGCGCAGACCCGCCCGCGCCGCUCCGCAGCACCACCCGUCGCCGGCGCGAGGAGCCGCCCGCGCGCGCGACCAAGGGUGGCGGCCGCAGCCUCGGCAGCCCGGGGCGGCGGCUGAUCGACGAGCGGCAGCGGCAGGAGGGGGCGGCGCGGCUGCUGCGGCUGCUCUCCCGCCACUGCCCGCGGCUGCUGCGCACCUACUGCGCGCCGAUCCUGCAGACCCUCCUCACCCGGCUGCGCACGACGCUCCACGCGCCGACUGCCUCGGAGCUGCCGCUCGCUCUCGGCGCUGUUAGCUAG
Molecule: messenger RNA, 3201 nt
Organism: Emiliania huxleyi CCMP1516
Lineage: Eukaryota; Haptophyta; Isochrysidales; Noelaerhabdaceae
Exons: 6
Coding region: 1-3201 (1066 amino acids)
Source: RefSeq, a predicted model, not a curated record